AUGAUUGAUACAUAAAGUACUUUCAUCCAAGAAAAUUCACUACUUGAAUCUUCAUUUUAAGCUACUUAGUUGAAUACACAAGCUACUCCCUUCUAGAAGAAGGUAAUUUACGAAGUGAAGAAUGCUUAGGAUGAUAGAAUUCGUAGCUUUAAGGGUGAUGUCACUAAAUUCCUAAAAAAUGCCAGAGGCUGGUUUCCCUCUUAGAUACCUAAGACUAUAUAGAAUAUUAUACAAAGAUAAUGUCCUGAUACUGGUGCUCUCAAAAUGGCUAAGAACGGCCUAAGACUGAUGUGUUACAAUGUUCUAGCUACUUCAUUGACAGGCAACUUUGAAUAUGCUACUGAUCCAGAAAAUUUAAAAUGGGCUAAUAGAUUACCCUAAAUUAUGAAGGAAAUCUCCUAUAUUAAUCCAGAUGUUUUAUGUCUCUAAGAGACUGAGGAAAACAGUGGGUUACACGAAUUUAUAUAUAAGUAAAUGAAGAUGGAAGGAGAGUAUUUUAAGAAGACUGCCCUUGAUCGAGAUGACGGAGUAGCUGUAUUUUACAAUCCCGACAAAUAUAUAAUGCUCAAGAAAUUUCCAAUAGGCUUUAAUUUCAAUCCUGAAUCUGACAUUUACGCUAAGCCUUAUGUAGCGUUAAUUCUUGUUCUCUAGCCUAUAGAUCAUCCAGAUAAGAUUCUUCUAGUUGCUACAUCUCAUUUAUACUUUAACAUCAACAGAGGUGAUACUAAGCUAUCUCAGAUAAAAAUUAUUACAGACGCGACAUCUUAGCUUAAAGAGUAUUAUACAAACAUUUUAAAUAAGAAAGUUAUCUCUAUAGUCUGUGGUGAUUUCAAUGCUGGUUCUAGAUCUGGUAUAUAUGACUUUAUGAGAGCAGGAAAGUAUGACUGCUUAAAAUUAAAUAGAAAUUGCAUAAGUGGUUAGUAUCAUGGCACGUACUCUUAUAGAGACAGAAUAUCCUCAUUUGCACUUUAGAAGUCUUGCUAUAAUUUAGAUGAAUUGCCAAAACUAGGAGAAGAGAGUAGGAUUUGUGAAUGGUACACUGAGCUUGUCAAUACUUAUCCUUUCCUUUUGUUUGAUGACAAUAAUCAACCAACAAAAUUCAAUUUAGAACAUACCUUACCUUUUCGAUAGAUUAAUAUGAAAUUCAAGAGACCUUAGGCUGAGGCAUGCCGAUAGUACUUAGCCACUGUAAAAGGCUAAAUUGAUAGCUUUUAAGAAACAGGAAUGAGGAUUCAUUAAAUUCUUGACAGUAAGGAUAGAGAUUUCUUCUAUUUAGUCAAUCAGUGUGGACCUUUUAAGUCUGCCUAUGCCUAGAACUUGUUGAAUCAUGUGCAUUACAUCAAUGAAGUAAAGUAGGAAAAUAUGAAUUUCGAUUACUUAGAUAUGUACCAGAAGGACCCAGAGCAUACAAUACUAACAGAGCUACUAUCUUAUUCCUCGAAUAGUCCGAACCACAAUUUGAAUUACUAUGAUAAAGCAGUUGAAGAUGUUUAUGGAGCCUAUAAGUGGUAUAAACCAAAUACGAAUACCAGAGAAUUCCUGAAAAGAAUGUCAAUAGUGACAAAAGAGCCAUGCUAUACCAGCUAUACCAACAUUAAACUCUGCGUCGAUUUUAUCUUCUAUCAGGGUGAGAAUAUAAAUGUAGUUAGAGUGCUUGAUCUGCCAGCUUACUCAAAAUAUCUCAAGGACAAUAUUGAUUGUUUACCUCAUCCAUUAAUGCCAAGUGAUCACUUCUCAAUCGUGGCUGACUUCCUAAUUUAAUGA
Molecule: messenger RNA, 1764 nt
Organism: Stylonychia lemnae
Lineage: Eukaryota; Ciliophora; Spirotrichea; Sporadotrichida; Oxytrichidae
Source: the annotation of a GenBank genome assembly